AUGUCCCGCAGAACAUCAACUAUGCCAUCCAGCGAACCCAACAGUGUCCCGCCUCCAAAAGACGGAGGCAAGACUAAGCAGGAAACUUUGCUCUAUGAAGCCCAAGGCCAUUUCAGCAUGGUGAGAGCUCUCCACCUUGCCGAUUAUGUUACUGAGAUGAAUGUCUCGGCCGUAUUCUCAACCAUGCGUUAUUGUCUCGGAGAUCCCACGAACUACCGUCCCAUUUGGUACGCCAUUGGGCUCAUGCAACUCGGUCUUUGGUUUGAUUUCGCGGAUGGAAAGAUCGCACGGUGGCGCAAGAAGUCGUCCCUGAUGGGACAAGAGCUCGACUCGCUCGCAGAUUUGAUUUCCUUCGGCCUCUCCCCCGCCGUUGUAGCAUUUGCGCUUGGUCUCCGUACAGGCGUCGAUCAUCUCCUCCUGACGUUUUUCGUCCUGUGUGGUCUGACUCGUCUGGCUCGGUUCAACGUUACUGUCGCCAAUCUGCCAAAGGACGGUACUGGAAAGUCCAAGUACUUUGAGGGAACACCCAUUCCUACCAGUCUGUAUGUGGACUACUUCAUGGGAUACUGGGUUUACAAAGGCUGGACCCACGAGAACCUUCCCCUUGGAGUUGCCUUUGAGGGUACAUUCCUCGAGUUCCACCCAAUUGCUUUGAUGUUUGUCUUGCACGGCUGUCUGAUGAUCAGCAAGACCCUGCGCAUCCCUAAGAUCUAA
This is a messenger RNA of Penicillium angulare, 714 nucleotides long. RefSeq names its product CDP-diacylglycerol-serine O-phosphatidyltransferase. Gene Ontology annotation, cellular component: membrane. Bases 1 to 714 code for a protein of 237 amino acids. Gene Ontology annotation, biological process: phospholipid biosynthetic process. Lineage: Eukaryota; Fungi; Ascomycota; Eurotiomycetes; Eurotiales; Aspergillaceae. The transcript has 5 exons. Gene Ontology annotation, molecular function: phosphotransferase activity, for other substituted phosphate groups. The record is from RefSeq and is a predicted model, not a curated record.